AAAAAAAAAAAAAAAUCAAGAGAUGCAGAGUUCUUGUCUCUACAGAGAAUGCAUGCGCAACCACGCGGCCAAGCUCGGCUCUUACGCCGUCGAUGGCUGCCGCGAGUACUCUCAACCAGCCACCGGAGAUCUCUGCGCCGCCUGUGGUUGCCACCGGAGCUACCACCGUCGCAUUGAAGUACAAUCGUCUUGUCAAGUCACUCGCGCGCGGCUCCCUUUCACGAGCUUGAGGCGCGUGAAGCAGCUCGCGAGGCUGAAAUGGAAAGCAGCAGCUGCGGAGGGAAGAGAAGAGCAAGAAGAGGAGGAGGUGGACACGGAGGAGACUUCCACGGACGAGAAGAUGACGGUGCAGCGUCGGAGGAAGUCGAAAUUCACGGCGGAGCAAAGAGAGGCGAUGAGAGAUUACGCGGCGAAGCUGGGAUGGACGUUGAAGGAUAAGAGAGCGGUUAGUGAAGAGAUAAGUGUUUUCUGCGAUAGGAUUGGUGUUACUCGUUAUCUUUUCAAGACUUGGGUUAACAAUAACAAAAAGUUUUAUCACUAAUUUAAUUAAAUCAUUAGUUUAAUGUUAUUAGCAUAAUUCUAGUUCAUUUCAUUUUCAACCCUGAUGUUAUUGUUCUUAUCAUCAUCCUUAAUGGCUUAUGUUAAUGGAAUAGCUUGUUACUACAGUUUUACUAGUGUGUUAAUUCUGUGUUUUUUUAUAUUUAAUGAUGUCCUUAAUUACUA
This is a messenger RNA of Eruca vesicaria subsp. sativa (arugula), 723 nucleotides long. The record is from the annotation of a GenBank genome assembly. NCBI's taxonomy places the organism in Eukaryota, Viridiplantae, Streptophyta, Magnoliopsida, Brassicales, Brassicaceae.